AGAGUACAGACAGUCAAACAACGAGGGAAGAAUUUAACCACAGAGCGAGUGACAACAGACAGAGAACAUGCUCUUCAAAGUACAGAGAUCCUUCAGACCCAUGUCUGCUACACUGAGAGGACUCCACCAGUCUGCCCUGGAAGUGACACAGCGUCCAGCCUCAGAGGACAGUGUGACGGACAGUUUUGGACAGUUUAUCCAGGGUGUCCAGCCCCACCACCUGACCCCUACCCUGAUCCACCGUAGCAAGAGGAUGGUCCUGGACUCCAUCGGAGUGGGACUACUGGGCAGCACCACACACGUCUUCCAGCUGGCCCUACAACACUGUCAGCACAUGUAUGCUCCCGAUGACGUCAGUUCUGUUUACGGACGCAAAGGAAUCAGACUCUCCCCAACCCUUGCUGCCUUCGUCAACGGAGUGGCCACCCACUCCAUGGACUUUGACGACACCUGGCACCCUGCUACUCACCCGUCGGGGGCAGUCCUUCCUGCCCUACUGGCAGUCAGCGAUAUGCUGCCCAACAACAGAAAGCCUAGUGGGCGGGACUUCCUAUUGGCCUUCAACGUUGGGAUAGAGGUCCAGGGACGCCUGAUGAGGUUCUCCAACGAGGCUCAGAAUAUCCCCAAGAGAUUCCACCCCCCCACCGUCGUGGGUACUCUGGGUAGUGCUGCAGCCUGCGCCCGCCUCCUCUCUCUGGAACGCUCUCAGUGUAGCCACGCCCUGGCCAUAGCUGCCAGCCUAUCUGGAGCCCCCAUGGCGAAUGCGGCCACACAGUCUAAACCCCUCCACAUCGGAAACGCUGCGCGGCUGGGCCUGGAGGCGGCUCUGCUGUCCUCAAUAGGACUGGAGGCCUCUCCCAGGGUCCUGGAUGACACUUCCGGGGUCGCGGGGUUCAGCGCCUUCUACGAGGACUACGCCCCACAGCCUUUGACCUCUCCUGAGGAGGCGGGGUUGCGGUUCCUACUGGAGGACCAGGACAUGGGGUUCAAGAGGUUCCCGGCCCACCUGGGGAUGCACUGGGUGGCUGACGCUGCUGCCUCAGUGCACAAGCUACUGCUGGGGGAGCUGGGGUCUCAGGGGAUGGGGCGAGGGUCACAGGUCGUAGGUCAGGUGCAGGACAUCUUGCUGAGGGUUCCCCACUCCAAGUACAUUAACCGUCCAUUUCCGGAGUCGGAGCAUCAGGCCAGACACUCCUUCCAGUUUAAUGCCUGCUCUGCACUGCUGGAUGGGGAGGUCACCGUGUUCUCAUUCUCCCAGGAGGCACUACAGCGACCCGACCUGCUGGCCUUGCUGGGGCGUGUCCGCGUUGAGCAUCCCCAUGACAACCCGGCUAACUUUGACAACAUGUAUGGCGAGGUGCAGGUGACGCUGGUGGGUGGAGAUGUGCUGAAGGGACGCUGUGAUACUUUCUAUGGUCACUGGCGCAACCCUCUAACCAAUGAGAGCCUGAAGAAGAAGUUCUGUAGCAAUGCUGGUGCGGUCCUACCCAUGGAAAAGGUGGAGGGGCUGAUUGAGGCUGUAGAGGGACUGGACAGUCUGGAGGACUGCUCACCUCUACUGGCACAGCUGCAGUGAAACACACACACAUCACAGACGUGCACACACACAUACACACACAAAUAUACACCUCAUCACAUCACUCUUUUCUGACCAGCUGAUCUUUCUGCAUUUCACAUCAGGUGUCUAUAGAUAUAUACAGGCCAUGAGCUUGCAUCUUCAGGUGUGCAUGACUUACGUUGGUUUUGGAUGUUCUGUUUGCCAGUGGUGUAAAGUAGUUAAGUAAAAAUACUUUAAAGUACUACUUAAGUAGUUUUUGGGGGUAUAUGUACUUUAUUAUUUAUAUUUUUAACAACUUUUCAUUUUAUUUCACUACAUUCACCACAACAUAGUGAAUGGCAGCAUAGCCUGGUGGUUAGAGUGUUGGACUAGUACCGAAAGGUUGCAAGAUCGAAUCCCCGAGCUGACAGGGUACAAAAUCUGUUGUUCUGCCCCUGAACAAGGCAGUUGUUCCUAGGCUGUUGUUGAAAAUAAGAAUAUGUUCUUAAUACUGACUUGUGUAGUAAAAUACAUUUUGAAUGCUUAACAGGACAGAAAAAUGGUCCGAUUCACACACUUAUCAAGGGAGCAUCCCUGCUCAUCCCUACUGCCUCUGAUUUGGUGGACUCACUAAACACAAAUGCUUCAUUUGUAAAUGAUGUCUGAGUGUUGGAGUGUGCCCCUGACUAUCCGUAAAUAAUUACAAAAUACUACUUUUAGAAGUAAAGUGAUAUUACUUUUUAUACUUAAGGUAUAUAUUUUAAUUAAAUUUACUUUUGAUACUUAAGUAUAUUUCAAAUCAAAUACUUUUAGACUUCUGCUCAAUAAGUAUUUUACUGGGUGACUUUCACUUUCACUUGAGUCAUUUUCUGUUAAGGUAUCUUUACUUUUACUCAAGUAUGGCAAUUGGGUACUUUUUCCACCACUGCUGUUUACUAUAGUGUCAUGAAGGGACUUUGCUUGUAGCAUUUUAACACUUUCUACUGUGAGACAAGUUAUGAUGAAGAAUCUACUUCCAAUGUGAGGGAAGAGACAUUUAACUGCAUUGAAUGAUUUAAAGAAUUAAAGCUAAAUUAAGUUCAAAUUAAGAAUCUACCUCCAAUGUGAGAGAGGUGGGAUAGACUAUAGGUGAUUAACUUUAACUGUACAUUAAAUUAUCUAAACAAUCAAAGCUAAAUUAUUAUAACAUACUGUACCUUUUACUGCAUCCAGUUAUGGAUUUACUGUGUUUACUUGACAAUGUAUCUCUACCGUUCUGUGUGGAUUGGGAGAAUGGAAACAAUUCAUUUGAAGGAUGGCUGUGCUAUAGAUGUAUAUGUACAUCAAAUUAAUGUACUCCAUUUUCUUAUUCUGUAUUUUGAGAGGAGUUAAAUUGUCUUAUAUUAUAUCAAUUGUGUAUUAUUCUUAUUCUAUACUUUCAUCUCUAAAUAAAAAGGUUGAAAACUCUG
This is a messenger RNA of Oncorhynchus masou masou (cherry salmon), 2985 nucleotides long. RefSeq names its product cis-aconitate decarboxylase-like. The transcript is spliced from 6 exons. Gene Ontology annotation, cellular component: mitochondrion. The record is from RefSeq and is a predicted model, not a curated record. Gene Ontology annotation, molecular function: aconitate decarboxylase activity. NCBI's taxonomy places the organism in Eukaryota, Metazoa, Chordata, Actinopteri, Salmoniformes, Salmonidae. Bases 68 to 1576 code for a protein of 502 amino acids. Gene Ontology annotation, biological process: defense response.